Messenger RNA from Planococcus citri (citrus mealybug), 2588 nucleotides. RefSeq lists its product as uncharacterized. The record is from RefSeq and is a predicted model, not a curated record. NCBI's taxonomy places the organism in Eukaryota, Metazoa, Arthropoda, Insecta, Hemiptera, Pseudococcidae. The transcript has 2 exons. Bases 264 to 2510 code for a protein of 748 amino acids.
CACUUGCAUUUUUAAUUUUUUUUGCACGAAAAUAUUAUGGUCAUUUCAAAGAAGUAAACGUAUUGUUUCAUUAGAAUUUUAAAUUAAAUUAAAAUUGAUUUUGUUCAAGAAUCGAUGUGUGACGCAUCUUGAUCGUUCUUUCUGUACCUAAUUUUUCAAUGCGAUGCUGGAAUUGCUGGAGUUGGAUGUAUGUUUAUGUAUUCGUUUUGUACUCGGUGAAACAUCGACAAUAAUAUCCUGCAAGGUAUGACAUAAAAAUUAAAAUGGACUUGAGAGAUAAUCACAUUUAUGAUCGAUCUGCACAUGUACCAAGAUUAGAAGAUUUGGCCAUUCUCACCACCUCGCUAGAAUUAUGGAAUAUUAGUUAUCAUAAUUCUAAACCCAAACAUAAUAAUUUCCGUAAAAAACCAUCAGAUAUUGUGAUCAACGAACUCGGUGAUAACAUUCCAUUACCUGUUCGCAUCAAAAAAAGAAUCAAAACACUAUGUUUCCAAAUUACGCGCGAAAUCGACGAUUUCCACGCACAUAAUUUUUGCGUAGAAGAACUGUGUAACUGCCUCGAAGUCGAAAGUACGUGUUUCUAUCCUCAUGGUGUUGUCUGGGAACCAAACGGUUACAUCAAUGGUAAAAAAACAGCUUUGAAGGCGUUAUUUUGCUCUAAACGAAAACAGGAUUAUGACUUAAUGUUCGAAGUAAUGGCCAGAUUUUGUUUGAAGGAUUGCCUAGCAGAUUUCCCGAUUAGCUUGUUGGAUAAGAAGUAUAUUCAAAUGAUAGAGAGAGGCCGGUCAUCUGAUCUUGAAAAGGUGCAACAUUACUGGCUUCGAUACGUGAGAGGCCAAAUUGUCGAGGGCCAAAUGGACCCGCGAAACCUACCGUUUCCUAGUAAUUUUGUUCCACAUCAGCCUGACCUGCCUUACAUGCCUUACUGGGUCACUCACUUGGUCAGGCUCAGGGUCCAUGAACCAAGUUUCAAAUGCGAUGGGGCUGUCGUCUUGUAUUUCUGGAAUUAUUUAUCAGACAUUCAGAAAAUAAACCUAACUAGAAACCUAAUUCGUUACGAUCGUUAUCGAAGAUACCAAAUGGUGUUGUUUUCUAAACUCAGCGGUGAUCAGCUACGACAGGUGUACGAAAAAGAUCCAGUAAACAUUAUAUUGAAUUUUAUUUCCCUGCAAGAAUUUGAGCUGGCGAAUGCUGCAUUUGAAUAUUAUACAUCUACAAUAUUAAAUACGAUACAUUAUGAGUUUAAUAAAUUUCACGAUUUUGAUGGUUUGAUCAAAAGUAUCUUGAUUUUUGGAAUGAAAACUGACGGAGACAGCAACUUUAUACAUUGGCUGAUUAGCGUAUGGGAAAGUGUACCCAAAGAACUCAUCGCUUAUAUGAUGAGCCAUAGAAGUUCUACUAUUAAUGCUAUUUAUUUUGAUCCAGAUAACAAACCAUCUGUAAAUCAAGAUAGUUUGGAAUUUUUGAAAGCGUUUCUGUCACGUGCUUCAACCAAGUAUAAGAGUAAAUUUUUUCAAGAAAGGGGAGAGUAUUUAAUAUGCAACUAUGAUACGAAUAUCUGCAAGGUUUUGAUGGAACACUGUUUAAAAAGUGUAAAAUCGCGGCGAGAAAAUAAAGAAAAGUUAUUGCUAAAAGCGAUAAAGUCGAAAGAAAACGGUCCAUUAAUUAAUCGUUUCAGGGAUACAUUGUUCUCAAGUCACAAAGAAUUUCUUAAUUUCUUGAAAUUUUUUACGAAAAAAUCCGACUUGAAAAUGCAAUUGCAAUUGCGAUUAUCCCAACCCGGAAUUCUUGUAAGCGAAAAGCUUCUAGACACCAUCACGUGGAAUAACGUGUCGAUGUGGGUAGAUGAAGUGUACGCGAACAAUGCAGAAGAAGCACGUUUGCAAAAAAAGGAAAUUCUAUUUUCAUUAGACCUAUUGGAUAGUGGUCUAACGCUCUGUUCAUUUGAUGGCAGUGAAUACGUUUCAAAGAUCGAUAACCUCACUAAACAAGUUUUGACAGAAGUAGAAAUCAUCAUUUUCAAAGAGAAAAUCGCCAGUUCUUUCCUACAUGCUGCAUUUUACGCCCAGCAUGGUGAAACUUUCAUGAAAAUUAAUUUCGAUAAAUUGAUUUCAUGGUGUAAAUGUGGAGAUGAAAAUAAAAUUUCGCAGUUUAAAAGCUCGUUUCCGAUAGUAAAUGCAUUUCACCUUGUUAUGAGCACAAUAAUACAGAGAUACGUCACUCGAAAAGAUGCUGAAUUAUCAUUUUCCUCAUUAGAUGAGCUUUUACAUUGGUAUUUGCAAACGCCUAAUGAAAUACAAGAGUUCAAAGUUUGCCAGUUGUACGAUAUUAUGAGAGCUAAUACUCCAUUUGGAUAUUCUGGUGGGAAUUAUCGUGCAGAUGUAGUAGAUCAAAUAAUGCGAUGGUUUUUUUGCGGUGAUUUGUUAAACAUGAGAAAUUUUGAGUGUUAUUAUGAAGCAGUUUGUAAUGUAAGAUAUAAGAUAUACUGGUAUUAUACGAAUAUUUGUUGACUGAUUUUUAGAUUAGUUUAUUCAGUUUUUGAAUUGGUUAUAAUUAAGUAAAUUAAUUAUGUACAUGACUAGUUUGAG